CAAAAUGGAGUUGCUAAACGAAAACAUAGACAUUUGCUUGAAUUGGCCAGAUCACUAAAAUUUUAGUCUCAUGUGCCUAGUAAAUUUUGGGGUGAAUGUGUGUUAACUGCUUGUUUUUUGAUAAAUCGUCUCCCUACUCCUCUCUUGGAUUGGAAAUGUCCUUUUAAACUAUUAUAUCAUACACCUCCAGAUUUUUCUUGUUUGAAAGUCUUUGGCUGUCUUGCUUAUGCUACCACCCCCAACUAUCAUGAUAAAUUUUCUCCUAAAGCUAUUCCGUCUAUGUUUAUGGGUUAUUCUCUUGUGCAGAAAGAUUACUUAUUGUUCAAUCUUGAAACCAAAACUUUCUUUGUUAACCGUGAUGUUGUUUUUCAUGAAACAAUAUUUUCUUUUGCUUUUCCUACCAAACAUUUUUUGUCUUUCCCUCUCACUGAUAGUACCAAAUUUCUUCAUCUUGAAUCUUUUCCUUCCAUUCCUACUUCUUCCUCUUCACAUGUUCCUCCCUCUUCACCUAUUUUAUCCGUACCUUCUGUUCCCUAACCAACCUCCUCUGCGCCAUUUGUUUCCCUUUUACGCCGCACCACACGGUGUGUUAGGUCACCUGCUUGGAUGAAAGACAACGUCUGCUCCAACCACUCUUCCGCUUCUUAUGCCACAGAUGAACCUGAUUGUCGAAUCUACAUUUACGCUAGUAGACUCUUGGAAGACCAGAAUAGAGGUCGAGAGUGGAAUUGCUGACAUCAAAAUUGACGAGUAUAUGCGAAGCUUCUCUGGAGAUGUCAUCUCAAGAGCCUGUUUCGGAAGUAAUUAUUGUAAAGGAGAAGAAAUCUUCUUAAAGCUAAGAGCUCUACGGGAGGCCAUGUCCAAGAAAGGCUUAUCCACUGGCGUGCCUAGAAUGAGAUAUCUUCCCAUCAGAAGCAACAGAGAAGCUUGGGAACUUGAAAAGGAGGUACGUGAUUUGAUAUUGCAUGUGGUAAAAGAGAGAAAGGGGGCAGCAACAUACGAGAAGGACUUACUGCAAAUGGUGGUUGAGGGAGCUAAAAACAGUGACCUGAGUCAAGAAGCCACCAAGAGGUUUGUAGUUGAUAACUGCAAGAACAUAUACUUGGCUGGAUAUGAAACUACUGCCGUUUCUGCCACCUGGUGCCUCAUGCUUCUAGCUGCCAAUCAAGAAUGGCAGGAUAAUGUGCGGACAGAGGUGGUUGAAAUUUGUGGGGGUCGUACUCCGGAUGCUGGCAUGCUUCGUAAGAUGAAACUGCUUACUAAGGUAAUUCAGGAAUCAUUGAGACUUUAUCUGCCAGUAGGUGUGGUGUCUAGGGAAGCCUUGGAAGAUAUGAAAUUCGGAGAGAUUUUUGUUCCCAAGGGUGUAAAUAUUUGGAUGAUGGUGUUGGCAUUGCACACUGACCCUGAAAUUUGGGGUGAAGAUGCCUAUAGAUUCAACCCGGAUAGAUUUUCAAAUGGGAUAAAAGGUGCAUGUAAGCUGCCACAAGUGUACAUGCCAUUCGGGGUCGGCCCCCGGGUGUGCCUUGGACAGAACUUGGCCAUGGUUGAACUGAAACUACUAAUGUCUCUCCUUUUGUCUAACUUCUCCUUCUGCCUUUCUCCCAACUACACACAUUCGCCUGUUCUAAGAUUGGUAAUAGAGCCAGAAAAUGGCGUCCAUAUCUUGGUAAAGAAGCUGUGAUUCGAGAGCUUUUAGACAAUUAUAUGAACUCAGCCAAGCAUUUCCAUUUCAUUUGAAACAAAAUAAGAGAGUUAGGCAUUAGAAAA
This is a messenger RNA of Gossypium arboreum, 1767 nucleotides long. Its product is annotated as cytochrome P450 714C2-like. The record is from RefSeq and is a predicted model, not a curated record. Gene Ontology annotation, molecular function: heme binding; monooxygenase activity; oxidoreductase activity, acting on paired donors, with incorporation or reduction of molecular oxygen. The transcript is spliced from 4 exons. The coding region runs from base 647 to 1681 and encodes 344 amino acids. Lineage: Eukaryota; Viridiplantae; Streptophyta; Magnoliopsida; Malvales; Malvaceae.